GCCGCGUGCUGUGUGCAUUCUGUGAACUUGGGGCUCACAGCCUGGAGAAUGUGCCACUAUCUUUACUCAUCAGUGGGGUAAAUGAUUGUAACCGUUGUCAUUACUUUGGAUCGGCGCACAUGAUCACGCUGAAACAAUUACUGUGAUUGGUCCAAUAACGGAUAUGAACCGCAACGCACCCAGAUCAAUGAUCACUCUCGACUUACCGAAUUGGACAACUUGAUAUGUUCCUGGCGUCCGGUCUGACAGAACCUUCAAAGAACCAGGGGUGACCAAGAGAGACCGGGUGGUGACCGUGGGGUGAAGUCGCUUGCAGUUGAGGUCCCUUUCCUACUGCCACCCCAUCCACCCAUCGACUGAAGACAUCCUUACACCAUAUACCAUGACGUUGUCUUCUUCACCACCCAGCAUCUCCGAGAAAGAUGAUGUGGUCCAUGUCGAAGAUGGAAAGGCUGCUGCCGAAGGCGGGCUCUACAACCCUCAUAUCGACGUUUCGGGCAUCGACGAACGCGCUUUAAUGCGAAAAGUCGACAUGCGGACUAUACCAUGGUUAUCUUUUCUGUAUUUACUUUGCUUCCUCGACAGAACGAGUAUUGGAAAUGCAAAGCUGUACAAAAUGGAGGCGGAUUUAGGAAUAACUGACACUCAGUAUUUGAUAUGCCUGACGAUUUUCUUUAUAUCCUACGCAUUAUUCGAGGUGCCCUCAAACAUCGUCUUGAAACGUCUAAAACCCUCCGUAUGGCUUUCGAUGCUCAUGGUUCUUUGGGGUAUUAUGAUGACGGUGCAAGGCCUAGUGCACAACUACAGCGGUUUACUAGUAAUGAGAUGGAUGCUUGGUGCCUUCGAGGCUGGACUUUUUCCCGGAGUCACCUACUAUCUCUCAUGUUGGUAUAAGCGUUCGGAAUUUGGUAUCCGCGCUGCCAUAUUCUUCUCGGCCGCGACCAUUUCCGGUGCAUUUGGUGGCCUUCUCGCUGUCGGCAUAGCCAAGAUGGAUGGGAUCGGUGGAAAGCCUGCCUGGUCGUGGAUCUUUAUCAUCGAGGGCCUUAUUACCAUCGUGGCAGGUGCUGUCUCUUAUUGGAUUAUCGUCGACUUCCCGGACAACGCAACGUUCCUUACCGAGGCCGAGCGGACUGUCGUUAUUCGCCGCCUGCAGGGUGACGCCCAGUUCAGUGCUGGUGGAGAGAAGAUGCAGUGGCGACACAUCAAAAAGGCACUGACCGAAUGGAAAACCUACCUUGCCAUGAUCGUUUACGCCGGAAUCGACAUGCCUUUGUAUGCAUUCGCGUUGUUCUUGCCGAGUAUCAUUAACCAGCUCGGAUACUCUGCAACUAAAGCGAAUCUAUUAACCGUCCCUGUUUAUGCGCUUGCAUGCAUAUCUACUUGCCUCGUCGGCUUCCUCGCCGACCGGCACGGCAACCGUGGGAUGUUUAACUUCAUUCUGCUUUCCAUCGCCGCUGUUGGAUACAUCAUCUUGAUCGUCUCCCGCGACGCCGCAUUGUCAUACUUUGCGGUGUUCUUAUCUGCUUGCGGCAUUUACCCUUGCAUUCCAAACACGGUUGCCUGGAUGUCUAACAACUCAGAGGGAACAUACAAGCGUAGUGUCGCUCUUGCAAUGGUCAUCAGCUGGGGUAACUUGCAAGGCGCCGUUAGUUCCAAUGUCUAUCGUGCAAACCAGACACCUUGGUACCCAUUAGGCCACGGACUUGUGCUGAUGUACAUCGGAACUGGUCUCAUCGCUACAGUCACAUUUAGGUUCCUCUUAAAGCGGGAGAACGCUCGUCGGGACCGCGGAGAGCGAGACGAAAUCAUCGAGGGACACGAGGGAGGCUUUGAAGUCAACGGUCGGUUCGCGAGCGUUGAAGAUGCCCAGAGGGAAAAGGGAGACGAAUGGAGUGGGUAUAGAUACACUCUGUGAAAACUGCGGUACGAUAUGAACGGUGUGGUUUUUCUUCCCUUUCCUCAAUGUAACUUAUGAUAUGAUUUAUGACUGGAUGUAACAAUACAUUAAUGUCUGACGAUUUGUGGCUUUAGUAUGUUUCAUCAUUUUAAUGACUACCAAUUGGGUUUUGCGCUUGGCCUUCCAGAAUCCAAUGGCGUUACCCCUGUGA
Suillus discolor is the source of this 2108-nucleotide messenger RNA. Its product is annotated as major facilitator superfamily domain-containing protein. The coding region runs from base 383 to 1915 and encodes 510 amino acids. The record is from RefSeq and is a predicted model, not a curated record. Gene Ontology annotation, cellular component: membrane. Gene Ontology annotation, biological process: transmembrane transport. The transcript has 17 exons. Gene Ontology annotation, molecular function: transmembrane transporter activity. Lineage: Eukaryota; Fungi; Basidiomycota; Agaricomycetes; Boletales; Suillaceae.